CUCGUACCUUAGUUCCACCUUGACCGCUGGUGCCUCAUAGAAUCCCAGUGUUUGGGCUUAUUAGGAUUCAGUCAAAGCCAGACCCACUGCUGGGUUCAUCUAGGUUCACCUUUGAAUACGACUUUGCAACGUUUACUUUUCAACUCAUCAGGCGCCCAAGCACAUCAUGUUAUCUUCCCUCUCGAUCAUCAGUCGAAUAACUAGUCGGCCGGCUAUAUCAAAGUCUUACAUUCCUACGUCUCGAGCACUGACUAAGCGCUGCAUCAGUAUUCGCGCGAAUCCUACAGGAGCCGCUAUCACGAACAAUCAACAACUCCGUACCGCCACGACCAAGUCUGCGGCUACAUCUGAAAUUCACAGCUCAAUAUUUGCUCCUUUGGAUACUUUCCCUUCCCGCCAUGUGGGUCCUCGCGAUGAAGACAUCAAAUAUAUGUUGAAAACCCUUGGCUUCGAGUCUCUUGAUGAUUUUGUUAAUGAAGUCGUACCCGACUCGAUUCGAAUGAAUGAGCUCAACAAUGAAGAGCUCCCUGUUCUGAGCGAGAGCCAACUAUCUAAGCGUGCAGAAGAGUUGUCGAACAAAAACAUCUUGGCAAGAAAUUACAUUGGAAUGGGAUACUCGAAUGCCGUCAUGCCGCCUGCGAUUGCUAGAAAUGUCCUUGAAAAUCCCGCUUGGUACACGAGUUACACUCCCUACCAGCCUGAAAUAUCUCAAGGCAGAUUGGAGUCUUUGAUCAAUUACCAGACGAUGAUCAGCUCGCUCACCGGUUUAUCAAUUUCUAAUGCAUCAUUAUUAGACGAAGCAACUGCUGCCGCUGAAGCUAUGACACUUUCUUACAAUCAGUUGAAGGGAAAGAAAAAAACCUACCUUGUCGAUCGAUCUGUGUACCCUCAAACUAUGGCUGUUCUCCGUAACCGAUCAGGUCCUACAGGCAUCAAUCUUGUGGUCGGAAACAUCAAAAAAAUCCUGGAAGGCUCCACAGAGCACGAUCGACAGCUCAAAGCCGACUGUUUCGGAGCGCUCCUCCAAUAUCCUGAGCGACGAGGAGACAUUACAGACUGGGCAUCCGUUACUGAGCAGAUUCACGAACUUGGCGGCUUAGUCACUUGCGCUACUGAUCUUUUAUCAUUAACUAAGAUCAAGCCCCCAGGUGAAUGGGGCGCAGACAUUGCGGUCGGAAACAGUGCCCGAUUUGGAGUCCCUCUAGGCUAUGGUGGACCCCAUGCAGCCUUCUUUGCCGUCAAAGAGAGUUUGACGCGGAAAAUCCCCGGCCGGUUGAUCGGCGUGUCAAAGGACGCUAAUGGAAAACCCGCUUAUCGAUUAACGCUGCAGACUCGGGAACAGCAUAUCCGCAGAGAUAAAGCUCUUUCCAACGUAUGCACUGCCCAGGCAUUAUUGGCCAACCUGGCAGCGUUCUACGCAGUAUAUCAUGGACCACACGGUCUUUCGAAAAUUGCCGAUAAAGUUCACGCCUUCACUCAAGUUUUAGAGGCUGGUUUGAAAAAGUUGAGCUACGAGAUUGUUAAUGAGAGUUAUUUUGAUCGGUUGACAGUCAACACUUCUCGAAUCGCCAUGAAAGUUGUGAUGAGUGAAGCCGAGAAACGUUUGAUAAACCUACGAUCUCCAGACGAAUUCCAUGUAGGAAUCACUAUAGACGAGUCUCAUUCGAUUGAUGAUCUAGUCAAGCUCCUAAAUCUCUUUGUAGACUUGAACGACAUGACAUUCAACAACCGGAGAUCGGCAGCUGACCAUCACUUUACGGCUCAAUCCGUCCUUGACUUGGCUAAGUCCUUGAAGCUCGACACUAUCCUUGAGCUACCUACUAGCAACUCCAUCAAUGCAUCCUCUUCUAAGCCGACUCAAUCUCCCGUGCGAUCUGUUGUUCCAUCUCCAAUGCAGAGACAGAGCAAAUUUCUAGAGCACAAGGUUUUCAAUUCGUACCACUCCGAAACAGCCCUGAUGCGAUAUAUCUACUCCCUUCAAGCUAAAGAUCUGUCCCUCGUUGACAGCAUGAUCCCGCUGGGCUCUUGUACUAUGAAACUGAACUCGGCAAGCUCGAUGAUGCCAUUAAGCAUGAAGAAAUUCAGCGAGCUACAUCCUUUUGCCCCCGUCCAUCAAGCCAAAGGAUACUUGGAAAUGAUUCGCGAAUUGGAAGAAGACUUGAGUAGGAUCACUGGCUUCCCGGCAAUCAGUCUUCAGCCCAAUUCGGGAGCUCAGGGAGAGUACGCCGGCCUGUCCGUCAUUCGAGCCUAUCAUCACGCCCGAGGUGACAAACAACGAGAAGUAUGUCUGGUACCUGUCAGCGCGCAUGGCACCAAUCCAGCCUCUGCUGUGAUGGCCGGAAUGAGAGUAAUUUCGAUCAAAACUACAAAUACUGGCGAACUCGAUUUGGUGGAUUUGGAAGCAAAAGCUUCAAAGCAUGCUCAUGAGCUGGCAGCAAUUAUGAUCACCUACCCUUCAACCUUUGGGGUUUUCGAACCAAAUGUAGCAAAGGCUUGUGAGAUUAUUCAUCGAUAUGGUGGUCAAGUAUACCUGGAUGGUGCAAAUAUGAACGCCCAGAUUGGACUCACUAAUCCAGUCAAAUGCGGCGCUGAUGUUUGCCACUUGAAUUUGCACAAGACCUUUGGAAUACCUCAUGGUGGUGGCGGUCCCGGUGUUGGACCAAUUGGAGUAGCCGGUCAUUUGGCAAAGUAUCUUCCGGGUCAUCCACUCAUCAAGACAGGUGGAUCGGAGGGCAUUGAACCUGUUACAUCCGCUCCAUGGGGCUCUGCUUCUAUUCUUACAAUCUCAUGGGCGUAUAUCAAGAUGCUAGGAGGAAGUGGCCUCACCUUGAGUUCUAAAAUUGCUCUUCUCAAUGCCAACUACAUGGCCAAGAGACUCCAAGAUCGCUUUGAAGUAAAAUACAAGAAUGCACAAGGCAGGUGCGCGCACGAGUUUAUACUGGACUUUGCCGAAUUUGAUAAGAAAGCUGGAAUCAAAGUCAUGGACGUAGCGAAACGAUUGAUAGAUUAUGGAUUCCAUCCGCCGACCUGCUCCUGGCCGAUUUCGACAGCAAUGCUGAUAGAACCCACUGAAUCCGAAGAUUUGGCCGAAUUGGAUCGUUUUUGUGAUGCGAUGAUCUCCAUCAGACAAGAGAUAGAUGACAUCAUGGCUGAGGGUUCCAAGCUGAAGGAAACGAACGUCAUCAAAAAUGCACCUCAUACAAUUGAAGAUUUGACGAUGAGUGAAGAGGAAUGGGCCAGCAAGCGGUCGUAUAGUAAGGUUCAAGCUGUUUAUCCGGUCGACAGCUUGAGGAAGAGGAAGUUUUGGCCUAGUGUGGCCAGAAUUGACGACGCUUAUGGUGAUAUGAAUAUUUACUGUACAUGUCCAUCGACAGAGGAAGUAGCUGAGAACUAGAAUAGCAACAUGUUAAUAUCUCAGCCGCGUUUCAUCUUCAUGAUCCUGUCCCCCCCGCGCCUGACCCGAGAUACCUGUUUAUGUGAUUUUGUUCAAUAUUUGUGAUCCAUCUAGAUUUUGAUAGAAUGUGCAUUUUUUACUCCUUUUCUUAUAACUUUUUCUGAGUUUUUGUCAUUAGUAUGCCUCCUGUUCAGUUUUCAACAUAUGUACCUUUUUUCUUUUGUGGGGGGAGAAGAGUGGUAUCGGCAAUUCAACUUGUCCCGAGAACGCGU
Messenger RNA from Melampsora larici-populina 98AG31, 3666 nucleotides. RefSeq lists its product as uncharacterized. Gene Ontology annotation, biological process: glycine decarboxylation via glycine cleavage system. The transcript has 9 exons. Gene Ontology annotation, cellular component: mitochondrion; glycine cleavage complex. The record is from RefSeq and is a predicted model, not a curated record. NCBI's taxonomy places the organism in Eukaryota, Fungi, Basidiomycota, Pucciniomycetes, Pucciniales, Melampsoraceae. Gene Ontology annotation, molecular function: glycine dehydrogenase (decarboxylating) activity; pyridoxal phosphate binding; glycine binding. The coding region runs from base 167 to 3394 and encodes 1075 amino acids.